This is a messenger RNA of Nicrophorus vespilloides, 3846 nucleotides long. RefSeq names its product Hermansky-Pudlak syndrome 3 protein homolog. Gene Ontology annotation, cellular component: cytoplasm. The record is from RefSeq and is a predicted model, not a curated record. The transcript is spliced from 11 exons. The coding region runs from base 198 to 3659 and encodes 1153 amino acids. Gene Ontology annotation, biological process: organelle organization. Lineage: Eukaryota; Metazoa; Arthropoda; Insecta; Coleoptera; Silphidae.
GUUGCUCCAUCUCACGGUGAAGACCCAAAGUCCAUCUGUCAAAGUUAGCUGAUCGUAUUUGCAUACAAUCGCAAAUUAUGUUUUUCUAACAACACCUGUUUUGGUUGAGUGUUUGAGACGUGAUGCGAAGAACAACGGACGAAACCGGCUCAUCAAAAUAAAUAACUGUUCUUCAUGAUCUACCUCAACAAGUGAAAAUGGUCCGAGUAAUAUCUGUGCACCACUUCGCCAGCCAACAUCAGGUCACCAUCGAGCAGCCGACCGCAAGCACAGUAGCCCCACCAAAUAGAUUACUUCUGGCUCUAUCCAGCCAUUGCGUUGAGGUCAGAGAUCUGAGAACUGAAGGGGAUGUCUCAUUCACAUUUCCCACUGUCGAUGAGGUUGCUCAGAUCCAUCAUUGCAUCAACGGGGAUUACGUGGCCACGCUGGAGUCAAAAUUCAACAGGCAGAAUCGCGAGUUGAAUUUCGUCCGGGUGUACGUGAACUGGGACAGCGUCGCGGCGCUCCAACAGUCCAAGAUGAACCACAGCGGGGCGAGUCUUGGGCAGUCGGAGUGCGGAAUGGUGCAGCCGAUGAGGGCGAGGAUUGCCGGUCGUGUUACCCCGACGACUAACCAAUCGGAGCUGGGCAGUCUGGAGAUGAUCGAGAUUCCGACUAAGAGGAAUCCAGAUAGAAUCGCCGUUUGUCAGAUAUCGGGGAAUUUGUUGAUCCUCUCCGGGAAAAAGUUGACGGUGUACAAGUACGUGGUGAGGACGCACGAUAUAUCGAAGCUCAAGUUCAUAGACUUCGAGGAUGCACAGUUCGGAUUUCAGCUGAGCUUCGCUCCUUCGCAUAUGGCUAUAGCCGAAAACUACGUGGCUUGUCUUAAUGAUAACAGUAUGUUGCUCUUCCGGAUCGUGUCUGGUGGGGGAAAAGAAGUCGAAGCAGUCGAGAUGAACAAUUCCACGGCGUUUAAAUACGACGAUGGUCCCAUCGAUUAUAAGAAAUUGCUGCGCGACGAAAGCCUGAAUCUCACCAAAGACUUCACCGUGAAUUUGCCGAGCAUCAUGAGGGAGAACAGCGCCGUCCAUAGGCAUAGCCCGUUCACCUACUGCGAUCGCGAGUUGAAAGCUGAACUGAUCUCGGAGAACAGGAGUAAUUGCCUGGUGCGGACGGAGAGCCUGGUGCAGCUGAAACUGAGGCCGAUUAUGAUAGAGAACGCGCAGAAGCAGAUCUCCGAGGAGUUCAAGGAUCUGGUGCUGAAGCCGCUGUAUAUAGACGAGGCUUUGAACAAGGCCGGGAACAAGUACAGCGAUGAGACUGGAUUGUGCAGCACGCACAGGGGUAACCUGCACAGCGUCGCCUGCGUGAUCGCCACGCAGCAGGAGGGUUACUUGUAUCAUUUCAACGAUAAGGGUGACUUCUCAUCGGACAACUGCAUCACCGUGUAUCCGUUCACCGCUCCAGUCUACAAAUUAGUGAUGGAAGAUUACUUCUUGCACGCUCUGACCGAGACCGGCUUGGAAUCGUACACUUUACGCACUUGUCACAAGCUUUGCAGAAGUAUCCAGAUCAUAGACGACACCAGUGUUGCGUGUCCUUGCAUCGGAGAAUCCGUCUGUCUGGUGGGUCUGCGUCCGUUCCUCUGCAUCGAGAAUAUUCUUAUAACUGAUAGCCAUUUGAUCCUAUUGGGAAACGGCGAAAGCUCUCCCACGCAUUCCGUGGGCUCCAGCGGCAGUUCCACCACUUCCUAUUGGUCCGUGCACAUCCUUGAGCUUCCGUCGGCGCGCACCAUCUUCCACGACAUCUCCAUCGUGGCUGACGCUCAUCGCUUCUCUUCAGCGCAGACCUAUCGACAUUUAAUGAGUGAAGCGCACAUGAUCCUCAGGUCUAGUCUGAUCUUGAACAAGUGGACUAACGGUGGCGGCACCAGCGCCAAACCCAGACGUUCUGUCGAGGAAAUCCGCGACGUCUACAAGACUUCGUGCGCUCUCCUCGCUGAUCAUUACAUAAUGUCUUCCAAUGAGGAUGAAUACCGGUUAGCCGUUCCCUAUUACAAGAUGGGAUGCGUUAGUCCAUCCGAUGUGAUCAAGCGUGUUAAGAAGAUCCAGCAUCAAACGAACAUUUCCGAGGCCAAAGGUUUGAUCCAUUACCUGAAGGUGGUGCUCUUCGACACGAAGCUUAGUCCCGACCUGUUCGGUUCAUCUUCGAAGCAGAACUUUGCCGAAUCCGUGCUUGAUCUGUUCGAGCGCUACAACUUCCGCGAUCUACCGAACUUGAUCCUCAAAGUGGGCAUCUUGCGCGAGUUCGGAACGGAUCGUCUCAUCAAUAUUCUUAAUACCGGAAUUAUUAGUCCCGACAUUGAUCAAACGGAAAAGAUCGUGGCUUUGGUGGUGCUGUACAACUUGCGUGACAACUCGGCUAAAGCGCGUGAGCUUCUGCAAGAGAUCAACACCGAGGACCUGAGGAAGGUCCUUUUGGAAAAUUGGGAAUUACUGUUCGAGAGUUUCGGCAGUCGUCGGGUGAUCGGACUGUCCUUCUCCGAAUUGGCGGUGAUGCUGAUGAACGUGAGGCCCGACCUUCUGGCCGAACUCCUCCUGGCUUACGUAAACGAUAAACGCGUCAUUACAUUAGGGAAAUUACUGAAAGAGGUUUCCCUCCUAACCGGUAAUCGAUCACGGGGUCCUUCUGCCCUCUGCGAUGUGUUUCUGGAAUAUUUACCUUCGAGCAUCGGCAACGAUGCGAAUCAAGGAAGUUUGGUGCUCCAGAAGACGCUCGAACUGCACUUUGCUCGAUUCUUCCAGAAGUACGAGCUGUCCGAACUGUGCAAAGUCAUCUACGAUCGGCCCACGCACGACGCAAUGAAGCUGCUCGUGCGCUCAUAUCUAUCGCAACUGCAAUUCCUGCAGAUGCGACAAGCGAAGAGCAUCGCGGUUCUCCACAACGAUUCCAAUUUGAAUUGCGAUCAAGAUGUUAACAAGACGAAGAACAAUAAAAAGGCGAAAGUCGUUUAUCUGUUCUGGCAGCUCAGGCACGAGUAUCUCAACUACAUGCCACCCUUCAACGAUGAAUCCGCGACGAAAUCCGCCGACGCUGAUUUGAUCCUGAAGAAGCUUCAGGCGCUCCUCUGCAGCCAGGCCAUUCCCAAUCAGGUCAUCUUGGAGGUCAACACCUUCCUCACUCUUAACGAAGAGCUGCGCGGCAACGCCAGUCUCCAAUCCAUCAUCAUGACCGUGAACGACGGAGUUCUGUUCCUCGUCGAUAAUCAUCCUCAAUGUAUCUUGCACUACGCCAAGGAUAGAUUCACGCGACCCGACGAGUGGAAGUUUCUGAUCGCCUCCGUGCAAAGUCACAUUUUGCAUGCGUCCCACGCCGAAGAGGAGCACUCAUUCUCCUACAAGAAGUUGCUGAAAGAUAUAUUAACGCACGUCGCUACCAACAUGAACCUGGAGCAUCUGAUCCUGGUGUUCCCGCAGCACAUGAACUACUCGACCAGUUACAUGGAGAACAACGAGUUGAACAUUGAGGAGGACAACGGCGAAAAUUCGACUGACAUUCUGAACGAGAUUCAAGAUUACGAACCGUACAUCACACUGUGCAAGGAGACAAUGCACGCAAAUCAAAUUAAGAAAUUGAUCACGGCCACCGGACAGCAGCUCCUCUGCACAUUGAAUCUCUAAGUAUAAUCCUCUUCUCUCUCUCUCUCUCUCUCUCUCUACAAACAUAUUUAUACCUAUACACACCAUAUAUAUAUCUAAUCCCCAACUCCUCUCUUAAAUACCUUUUUUUAUAUAUAUAUAUGAUUAUGUAAUGUAAUACUCUAAAUGUGAUAGAAGAACCAAAAAAAUCCAAUUUUCCUUUUCCAUU